This is a messenger RNA of Syngnathus acus (greater pipefish), 5055 nucleotides long. Its product is annotated as immunoglobulin-like and fibronectin type III domain-containing protein 1. The transcript has 23 exons. Gene Ontology annotation, molecular function: protein binding. Lineage: Eukaryota; Metazoa; Chordata; Actinopteri; Syngnathiformes; Syngnathidae. Bases 225 to 4376 code for a protein of 1383 amino acids. The record is from RefSeq and is a predicted model, not a curated record.
GGUUGCAUAUCCUCCCAUGCCCCCUUUUUAAGAACGUAUAGCUUUUUUAGGUCCAAAGAGCAUGUGAGUAAACCUAUCCCUGAGGACCACAAUGAAAAAGCAAAGGGGAAGGUUGCCUCUCAAAAGCCUUCACUCCCACUCACAAGAUUGAACUGGCAACACACCAGCGGAUAAAACUCAACUUGGAAAAUAAGCAGCUAUACAAGCUGUGCAUCUAAAUCAAAAUGUUUAAGAUACGUAGAGUUAACGAUGUGGAGCCAACUGCUCCUGGGCAAGUGAAUAUCAAAAAGCGGUCAAGGGUGCCAGGAGUGAUGAUCACUCAAUUUGUGGAAGAAGUCCCUGUGGGGAUGAGCACCCCAGACUUUACCCGGAAACCCAUAGCACUGACCAUUCAAGAAGGAAAGCUUGCCAUUUUCAAAGCAAGAGUUAGCGGCAAACCCGCGCCAAGGGUGUCGUGGGCAAGGAAUAAUGGAGAAAUUGAUGAAGAAAAUUACAAAAUGGUCUAUGACUCACUUUCUGGUGAACACUCACUGGAGAUACCGGAGGUGUCCGUAGAACACGCUGACACUUACAAAUGUUUCGCUACAAACGAGUAUGGAAGAGCAGUUGUCACAGCUGCCCUAAAUAUCAUUGAACUUGGCUAUAAAAAGAGUAGAGCCUUGCAGCAAUCUAGAACAGGUGUCCGAGAACUCCCUGAAGACUUCAAGAAGGCCUUAAGAUGCACGGUUAAAAUCGAACCUAAACCCGAAGUCAAACGAGUCAUUGACGACAGGUUUUGGGAGCUUUUGUUGAGCUCUAAUAAAAAACAUUACGAGAGGAUCUGCAGUGAAUACGGUGUCACAGAUUUCCGCUGGAUGCUAAAGAAACUAAAAGAAAAGAAGCUGGAACAGGAAUAUGAGCAAGAGAAGGUUGUUGAGAGACUCUGCAAUUUAAAGCCUAUUGAAGUCAAAGGUUAUAGAGCUGAGAUGUCCCUUAAAGACCCGGCAAGUAAAAUCUUGAAUAAGGAUGGCGUACUGGUUCCUUUUGAUGGGGAUGCAGAGAGGAAAUUAAAACAAGUGGGGAAGAAGUUUGUGUUCAGCAUCAAUGACGUUCAUCCUGAAGAUGCUGGAAUGUGCCAUGUGGAGGUUGAUGGGGUCAAGAUUUUCUCGACUGAAUUAAAAGGGGACAAUGACCAAAACUUGGUUGGAAAGAAGAAAGCUCGCAAAACAACUCGAGCAGGUGGUGGAGCAGAUCUGCUGAAGAUCGCUGAGGAGCAACAGGCCAAAUUACAGAAGGAAAGAGAUGAGUUGCUUGCGACAGCCAAGGCACAAGCAGAGGUUGAAGCAAAAGCAGAGGAAGAGGUUGAAGCCAAAGAAAUAGGAGAUGUUAACGCCAAAGCAGAUGUUAAACCUAAAGAACAAAAAGAGACAACAAAUAAAGCUGAAGCAGAGAAUAAGACUAAAGAAAAAACAGGGACUAAAAUUCAAGCUAAAGAAGAAAAGACCAAAGAAAAAACUGAGACUAAAAUUCAAGCUAAAGAAGACAAGACUAAAGAAAAAACAGAGAAGACUAAAGAAAAAUUAGAUACCAAAAUUCAUGGUAAUGUAGAGGAAACGACUAAAGAAAAAACAACAGAGACUAAAAUUCAAGCAGAGGAUAAGACUAAAACAAAAGGAGAUACUAAAAAUACAAUAAGCGAAUAUACUAAAAAUAAAGCAAUGCCAAAAUCCACAGCCAAAACAAAACAAACAGUAAAGGUGAAGGUUGAGAAAAAAGAUGAUAGUAAGAAUGAAAAUUCAGCCAAAGAGGAAGAAUUUGAAGCAGAGGAUGAGGAAUCUGAGGAGGGGGAUGAAAUGGAAGAGGAAGAUGCUGGAGUGGAAGUGGAAAAGAGAAAAGACAAGCCUACGCAGACUACCAAUCCCAAAGUCUCUAAUGAUAAAGAAGACGAGGAACCAGUUCUGAAGAAAAAGAAAAGAGUGCGAAAGGGCCCACUUGUUCCCGAUACCGCCAUGGAUGCGGGUGUUUACUUCACCAGUGGUUUGUCCGACAUCAACGCUAUCAUUGAUACAGAGGCGGAAUUAAUCUGCAGACUGAGCAGCGACGACUGUGAAGGAUUCUGGUACAAAGAUGGCAAAAAGAUAGCAUCUACAGAUGAUGUCCGUAUUGUUGAAGAAGGGUCUUAUCGUAAGCUUGUGUUAAAAAACUGUAAAGAAGAGGAUGCUGGAAAGUAUCGCUAUGAAGCCGAUGGCCGUAAAACAGAAGCGAUGGUGAUUGUUGAAGAUCCCCCAAGAAUGAAUAAGGAUGACCUCACUAAGUUCUUAAAACCGGUUAUCGUAAACACUGGGAAAGACGCAGCCUUUGUGCUGUCCUUUCUUGGCCGGGAGCCAAUGAAAAUACAAUGGUUCAACGAAGGCGAAGAGCUAUUGGAGGACACCCGCACAAGGAUUGAGAAGUCCUCCUCGCACACUCGCCUACUGCUGCUCAAGUGCAAGCGCAAAACCUCGGGGGAAAUAAAGAUAAAGAUUAAAAAUGAUUUUGGAACAACAGAGGCGGUCACUCAACUCACUGUUCUUGACAAGCCAACAGUGCCCCUAGGGCCCGUAGAUAUAAUCGAAAGUUCUGCAAACUGUAUCGCGUUCAAAUGGAGGCCACCCAAAGACAACGGAGGCCCCCCAAUUACCAAUUACAUCCUGGAACGUCAACAAAUCGGCCGAAAUAGCUGGAAGAUGUUGGGAAAAAUUGGUCCUGAACCCCAAUACAGGGACUCGGAUGUGGAUCAUGGAAGAAGGUACGCAUAUCACAUCAGGGCUGAGAAUCAGCAAGGUAUCAGUGAAAUGAUGGAAACUGGUGACAUUCAAGCUGGGACCAAGGCAUACCCUGGACCUCCCACUGGCCUGAAAAUUGUAAGUGCUUUUAAAGACUGUAUCAACCUUGCAUGGUCUCCACCUUCAAAUACGGGAGGGACCAACAUUUUAGGAUACAAUGUGGAUAAACGAAAAAACAGCAGUAAUCUCUGGAGCCUUGUCAACCCUUCGGAUGAGUCCAUCAAAGAGAAAAAGUACGCUGCAAAAGAUGUUAUUGAAGGCAUCCAGUAUGAGUUCCGUGUUUCAGCGAUCAAUAUUUCUGGUGUUGGAGAGCCAAGUGCACCUACUGAGUUUGUUUUUGCACGGGAUCCAAAGAAGCCCCCUGGAAAAGUGAGAGACCUGAAGGUGAUAGAUUCUACAUACAGCACCUUAUCUCUUACAUGGACCGAACCAAAGGUAGAAGAAGGUGUCCAGGAUGAGGCCAAAGGAUAUUUUGUGGAAAUCAGGGCGGCGGAAAACCCAGAUUGGGGUCGCUGUAACUCAAGCCCUAUCAUUACAAACUCCUUCACAAUCUUGGGUCUGAGGUCGAUGGCCAUGUACUGGGUAAGAGUGGUAGCCACCAAUGAGGGUGGAGAUGGUGAACCUCAAGAGUUGGAAAACUACAUCAUUGCAAUGCCUCCCCCAGUGAGACCUCGUUUUACUGACAAAAAAAUAAAGAAUUUUAUGGUAACGAGAGCUGGCAACUCCAUGAGGGUCACCUAUAACUUCCAGGGUUCUCCAUUACCAACAAGUACUUGGCUCAAGGAUGGUCUGCCUCUUCCCAAGCAUGUGACAGUGAGCAAUUCUGACACUUCAUCCCAGUUAAUGAUCCCACUGUCCGAGCAUCGAGACACCGGAAUUUACACCUUGAUCUUAAGAAACAUCGUUGGACAAGAGUCAUGCACUUUUGAGAUGAGAGUCACAGAUGACCCCAAGCCACCAGGUCCGGUGGAGUUAGAGGAGAAUGUGCCUGGAGCAGUGUUGAUCACUUGGACAGCCUCUCCGGAUGAGAAAAGGGAUGACAGGCUGCACUACAUGAUCACCAAGCAUGACUCUGUCAAGCACACUUGGCAAACGUUGGCGGACCGUCUUUUCAACAAUAAAUUCACUGCCGUCAAUAUUUUGCCAGGAAGGCAGUACAAGUUCCGCGUCUAUGCCAAAAAUGACAUGGGAACCUCUGAACCCUCUGAGUCACCAAAGUGGGAAGUGAAGCGAGCGAAAGGAACAUUUUCUUUGAAUCUCCCAGCCUCAAAGGACUGCAGUUUUGAAGCGGCUCCCGCUUUUUCUGUUCCGCUCAAAAUGCACAAGACUCCAGAGAGCUACGAGUGCUAUAUGAGCUGCGCCGUGACUGGAAACCCCAAACCCUAUGUGACUUGGUACAGGAAUAACAUUAGCCUCAACACCAACAGCAACUACUACAUCACCAAUACGUGUGGGGUCUGCUCUAUGGUCAUACUCAAAGUGGGCCCCAAGGACAGCGGGGAGUACACGGUCGUUGCAGAAAACGCUCUUGGCAGGGUGGAAUGUUCAACCAUACUUGUUGUUAAAGAUUAAAGUGAUGGCAUGACGCUGCUCGACUGGAGAACCAUGCUCUUUUAAGAAGAGGGAAAAGAAAAAAUAGUAUUGCCUUGGUAUCUGCUCAUUGGGAUGAUAUUAAGAAGUCAUCCAGAAAGAUCAACUUAAUGUGGCAAUAGAAGAACUGAAAUAUGUAUUCACGAUCUGUGUACUCAUGUGUCUUAAUAACAUGGCCAAGAAAUGCCUUUGUCAAAAUAUACUACAAGGAUGAAGAAUUAUAGAGACUUUACUCAAAACAUUGGAAUAUUUUGUGUCUCAUUUGAAAAGGUUGGGUCUGUCUGGGGGUUCCUGUCCUAUUUAAUGUUUGGCCAAUUAGUGGCUUCCUGGGCUUUGGAAUUCAGUGGUUUCUACUUCCAGGAGCUGAAGCAAAAGGGAGGGGCGCACAUAAAGACAAUACAUAAAUGCAUUUUUACUUUGGGGAGGCAGUAAGUGGUUUAUCUACACUGCAUUUAUUUGUUUCACCCGUUGGUGGUGCCAGAGGAGCCUUAUCAUGAUUACCUUGGCCAAAAGGGACAAACAGGGGUGUUGGCCAACAACUGUGUAAGGUUCAACUCGCAUAAAAGUGGAUCUGUUUAUUUUAUUUACACUUGAAGUUUCACAUAAACUCUAUAAAGUGCACACAUCUAACUUUUUUAGUGUGCUGUGUGUUUGGAGGCUU